AUGAGGCAGAAACGACUCGACGCCAAUGCUGUGUCUGAUUGGUCUCCCAUGCAUGAAGUUGCCAUCCACGGGCGCCUGCUGUCUCUGAGGAACCUCAUCAGCCAGGGCUGGCCUGUGAACCUCCUCACGGCAGAUCACGUGUCCCCACUGCACGAAGCCUGCCUCGGAGGCCAUCCCUCAUGUGCCAAUAUCUUAUUAAAGCACGGAGCUCAGGUGAAUGGCCAUACUACAGACUGGCACACUCCCUUGUUUAAUGCUUGUGUCAGUGGCAGCCAGGACUGCGUGAAUUUGCUUCUGCAGCAUGGAGCCAGCCCCAACUCUGCAAAUGACCUGGCAUCCCCCAUCCACGAAGCUGCUAAAAGAGGCCAUGUGGGGUGUGUGGAGUCUCUUGUAGCUCAUGGAAGCAACAUUGACCGUAACAUCAGACACCUGGGCACUCCACUGUAUUUGGCUUGUGAAAACCAGCAGAUAGCCUGUGCCAAGAAGCUUUUGGAAUCAGGAGCAAACGUGAACCAUGGCAAAGGUCUGGAUUCCCCUCUUCAUGCCGUGGCUAGGACGUGCAGCUGGGAGCUGGCCUGCUUGCUCUUGGACUUUGGAGCUGACACCCAGGUGAAGAAUGCUGAUGGCAAGCGUCCUGUGGAGGUGGCAGCACCAGACAGUGCUCUGAUCAAGCUCCUCUUGCGGAGAGAAGGGCCUCCUUCUCUAAUGCAGUUGUGCCGCCUCAGGAUUCGGAAAUGCUUUGGAAUCAAGCAGCAUUAUAAGAUCACUGGACUUUCCUUACCAGAGGAGCUGAAACAGUUUCUCCUUCACAUUUAA
Orycteropus afer afer is the source of this 816-nucleotide messenger RNA. The record is from RefSeq and is a predicted model, not a curated record. NCBI's taxonomy places the organism in Eukaryota, Metazoa, Chordata, Mammalia, Tubulidentata, Orycteropodidae.